CACCUUUUACAUCAUGUCGCAGCCUGUUCUAUCUCUAGAUCUGCCACAACAUAUCAAGACCAAGCUACUGCAAAACGGAUACCGCACUGUCAGCGACUUUGGCGAGACCACACCAACAGACCUUCUCUCGUUUCUCACCAAGGCGGAGGUCCAGCAGCUUGACCAGGUCGCUAACUCCACAACCACAGUCACCACUGCAUGGGCUCUCUUUGAAAAGGUGGACACCCGGCUACACGUCCGCACGCACAGAUACGUCGAUGUGCUGCUUGGAAACAGCGGGCUGGCAUUGGGCACAGUGACCGAAGUGUUCGGCGCGCCUGGGUGCGGACAGCCUGACCUCUGCCUAGCAGCAUGCUUUGGGGCGCAACUGUCGCUGCAGGGAAUCCCAGGGAAAUCCAACGCAAUCUACAUUGAUACGACGGGGUCGUUUACACAGCGUGGUGCUACAGACACGCUAUCGCGAAUGGACGGCCGCUCUACAUUGAGCUUGGCUGGCAUACAUGUGCUCCGGACGUCCACACUAGCUGAGCUGAUAUCGCUGCUGGCGCAGAUCGACCAGGUCAUUGCCGAAAUCGGCGGUGUCGGGGUCAUGGCAAUUAAUAGUAUAAGCUGGCCGUUUCUGGCAGCGUUUCCAAACAACCUACUUCGGCGACAGCGGAUGCAGACCGAGGUGGCGCACAUGAUAUCGCACAUUGCAGACAGACAUAACGCAGCAGUGCUUGUGAUCAGCAAUGCAAAGGGCGCUGCCAAUAACAAUGCUCUUGUUGCUCAAGACGGCGACGCAUGGGCACGCAUAUCCGCAAAUCAAUUGUGCAUCCAGCGUUCGGGCGACAACUACCUGGCCAGACUGGUGAGUUCUGCCACAUGCCCAGCUAUGGAGCGGCAGAUCAAGGAUCCGAGGGACAGCGUGGCGUGCGAGUAGAGCGAACUGGCUAAUAUUAUAAAUUCUUGUUACAGGUAACAGAAAGAGAAUUGGAAACUC
Messenger RNA from Linderina pennispora, 982 nucleotides. Its product is annotated as P-loop containing nucleoside triphosphate hydrolase protein. Gene Ontology annotation, molecular function: four-way junction DNA binding; crossover junction DNA endonuclease activity. Gene Ontology annotation, cellular component: Rad51C-XRCC3 complex; Rad51B-Rad51C-Rad51D-XRCC2 complex; replication fork. Bases 14 to 922 code for a protein of 302 amino acids. Gene Ontology annotation, biological process: meiotic DNA recombinase assembly; reciprocal meiotic recombination. The transcript has a single exon. Lineage: Eukaryota; Fungi; Kickxellomycota; Kickxellomycetes; Kickxellales; Kickxellaceae. The record is from RefSeq and is a predicted model, not a curated record.